CUAUGAAACUGUGGGAAAGAGUGGUAGAGAUGAGGGUGAGGAGAGACGUGUCUAUUUCAGAGAACCAGUUUGGAUUUAUGCCGGGACGCUCAACUACAGAAGCCAUCCAUCUUAUGAGGAGACUCGUGGAGCAGCAUAGGGAGAGGAAGAGGGACUUGCAUAUGGUAUUCAUCGACCUAGAAAAGGCUUAUGACAAAGUCCCAAGAGAAAUACUAUGGACAUGUUUGGAGGCUAAAGGUGUACCUAUGGCAUACAUUAGGGUGAUCAAGGACAUGUACGAGGGAGCCAAAACCAGGGUAAGGACAGUAGGAGGGGACUCAGAGCACUUCCCAGUGGUGAUGGGGUUGCAUCAAGGAUCAUCUCUUAGUCCUUUUUUAUUUGCCUUGGUGAUAGAUGGAUUGACGCGACAAAUUUAAGGUGCGGUGCCAUAGUGUAUGCUUUUCGCGGAUGACAUAGUCCUGAUCGAUGAGACUCGCCGCGGAGUUAACGCUAAGCUGGAGGAUUGGAGACAUACCUUGGAGUCUAAAGAGUUUAAGUUGAGUAGGACAAAGACAGAGUACUUAGAGUGCAAGUUUAGUGAGACACCUCAGGAGGUUGACGUUGAAGUUAGGCUUGGUGCUCAGGCCAUCCAAAAGAGAAGUAGUUGCAAGUAUCUUGGGUCUAUCAUGCAAGGCAGCGGGGAGAUUGACGAUGAUGUCACACAUCGUAUUAGGGUAGGGUGGAUGAAAUGGAGGCUCACUUCCGGAGUGCUAUGUGACAAGAAUGUGCCACCAAAACUUAAGGGCAAGUUCUACAAAGUGGUAGUUAGACCGGCUAUGCUAUAUGGGGCGGAGUGUUGGCCAGUUAAGACUUCUCACAUUCAAAAGAUAAAAGUUGCUGAGAUGAGAAUGCUGAGAUGGAUGUGUGGGCACACCAGGAGCGACAAAAUUAGAAAUGAGGCUAUUCGGGAUAAGGUAGGAGUGGCCUCGGUGGAAGAUAAGAUACGGGAAAUGCGACUGAGAUGGUAUGGACAUGUGAAGAGGAGAGACACAGAUGCCCCAGUGCGGAGGUGUGAGAGGCUGGCCAUGGAUGGUUAUAGAAGAGGUAGGGGUAGGCCGAAGAAGUAUUGGGGAGAGGUGAUUAGAUAGGACAUGGUGCAGUUACACCUUACGGAGGACAUGACCUUAGAUAGGAGGGUGUGGAGGACCCAUAUUAGGGUAGAAGGCUAGUUCAUAGUCUCGUUAUUCUUCUCUAUUCAUAGGCGUAGUAGUGCAUUACGAUCUCUUGCGCUUUGACUUCUGAUUUCUGUUAUUUCUGUUAUUAUUU
This is a messenger RNA of Solanum dulcamara, 1305 nucleotides long. RefSeq lists its product as uncharacterized. The coding region runs from base 435 to 1127 and encodes 230 amino acids. Lineage: Eukaryota; Viridiplantae; Streptophyta; Magnoliopsida; Solanales; Solanaceae. The record is from RefSeq and is a predicted model, not a curated record. The transcript has a single exon.